Vanessa tameamea is the source of this 452-nucleotide messenger RNA. RefSeq names its product splicing factor 3B subunit 5 (gene Sf3b5). The record is from RefSeq and is a predicted model, not a curated record. Gene Ontology annotation, cellular component: precatalytic spliceosome; U2 snRNP. Gene Ontology annotation, biological process: mRNA splicing, via spliceosome. Bases 100 to 357 code for a protein of 85 amino acids. The transcript has 2 exons. NCBI's taxonomy places the organism in Eukaryota, Metazoa, Arthropoda, Insecta, Lepidoptera, Nymphalidae.
AAAGUUCAGAAACGUCAGUAAUCAAACAAUACCGGAGAUAGAAUUGAGAAAUACUUUAUUUAUCAUUUGAGGAUAACUUUAUUAUAUUAAAAAAGCAAGAUGGGAGAGAGAUAUAAUAUACACAGUCAAUUGGAGCAUUUACAGAGUAAAUAUAUUGGUACUGGUCACGCAGAUACAACAAAAUACGAAUGGCUAACGAACCAGCAUAGAGAUUCCUGUUGCAGUUACAUGGGGCAUCCAGAUCUCCUCAGCUACUUUGCAAUCGUAGAAAAUGAAUCAAAAGCUAGAGUAAAAUUUAACUUAAUGGAAAAAAUGCUUCAACCAUGUGGACCACCUCCAGAAAAGCCAGAGGAUUAGAUACAUUUUAGGUUAGAAUUUGGUUUAAGUAAAAUUGUGGUUUGCUUUAUAAUAUUCAUUUUGAUUUAAGAAAUUAUAAUAAAGGUACUACUCAA